Molecule: messenger RNA, 3034 nt
Organism: Carica papaya (papaya)
Lineage: Eukaryota; Viridiplantae; Streptophyta; Magnoliopsida; Brassicales; Caricaceae
Source: RefSeq, a predicted model, not a curated record
AUGGCCAGAGGAAAGAUUGUGAUCCGAAAGAUCGAUAACUCUUCGAGCCGGCAAGUCACUUUCUCCAAGAGAAGGAAGGGGUUGAUUAACGCCAAGGAACUUGCGAUUCUUUGUGAUGCAGAGGUUGGUCUUGUCAUCUUCUCCAGCUCUGGGAAGCUCUAUGAAUUUGCAAGCACCAGCAUGAAAUCAGCUAUUGAACGCUACCAUAAUUUGAAACAGGAACAGAGACAAUUACUGAAUCCAGCAUCAGAACUCGAGUUUUGGCAAAAGGAGGCUGCAGUCUUAAGGCAAGAAUUGCAGAACUUGCAAGAUAACUACGGGAAAUUGAUGGGACAACAACUGUACGGAUUGACAGUGAAAGACCUUCAGAAUCUAGAGGAUCAACUAGAGAUGAGCUUGCGUGGCGUGCGUAUGAGAAAGGAACAGAUACUGACUGAUGAAAUACAGGAGUUAAGCCGGAAGGGAAGCCUCAUUCAUCAGGAAAAUGUAGAACUGUGCAAGAAGGUAAACCUCAUUUAUCAGGAGAACAUGGAGUUGUACAAGAAGGUAUUAGGGCUUGUUUACUUGUAUACACUUCAGAUAGACCUUGAAAAAAUUGGACAAAACAAUUACAUCUUCCGAUACUGUUUGCUGAAGUAACAACCUAAUAGAGCUUGGAAAAAAAUAUGCCAGGUUUAUGGCACAACAAAUUUAAAUGCAACAAGUGCAAGUGGCUUUGUUCCAUGUAAUUUAGACACUGGAGAGGAAUCACAUGUUGCAAUCCAUCAACCAAGCAAGCCUUAUAGGCAAACUCACAAGACAGUAGCAAGAGAUAAAGAUUAAGGUACUAAUUAUUUUCUAAUCCUUCAAUGAGUAGUAAUAACAAUGUAGCUCCUUUUUUCUGAAAGACCAUUAUCCCCAUUAUUGAUUCCAAACUCAUGACACAAAAUUGCAGCAUCAGAUCCAAGAACAUGGAAAGGACUUUGGACAUAUGUUACAGGAUUUGCCUUGGCCAAAACACUCCAAGACGAGAAAAAUAUGCUUCUCAAAUGAAGAACCAGACAAAACCUAAUCAGAAAAGUGACAAGUGCAAUACCAUUUGUGAUGUUACCUAUAAAAGGGAAUCUCAGCUAUGGAAGUCAUCUAUCCACGAAAAGCAUGUAUUAGAAAGUAAAAGUGACGCUGAAGUCCAAAUAACAUUUUUCUUAUCGAUUUUGGUAAGAAAUCCAAGAUAUUUACCAACCUGAAGCCCAUCAGUAUAGUUAAUCAUUCUGAAAUAGUUAAAUAAGACCAUCUUUCCCCAAGAAUAUUUAUUAUAUAUACAUAUGUAAGAAAUAAAUCAAGCAAUUCCUUAUUUAAAAAAAUAGAUGGUUCAUAGAAUAUUUCAAGCCCACUCAUAACAGAUACUUACAUUAAGAAAGAAAAAAGAUUGCUAUCUGGAGGUCCUUCAUUUUCUUUACCAUGUUUAGUAACAAUAAGAAUGUUGUUUCAUGUUUCUUAAUCAUUCUACAGCUUCACACAUCCCUUCAUAAGAAAGGUAGCAACAGUUUGGUUCUUCCCCUCAAGAAAAAAAAGAGGGUUCCAUAAGUGUCAACGCAUCAAAUGCACCCAGCUGCUAGAGAGACACACAAUAAUUUCACACCUCAAAGGAAAAGGAUUAUCUCAUAGGAUUUACAACUCAAAAAGGCAUCUCCUUUCAAAGUGAGUUUAAAGACAUUAGGUCAAAAAGACAACCUAAUUAUUGCUAGAACUAAUAAGAAAAAGGGGUCAAGAGAAGAUGUAUAAUAAGCAAGUUUUCACCAAAAGCAAUUUUUGCAGAUGCUAUCCUUUAUGAAGUAAAAUUGUUGCAAGGUUUCCUAACCAAAGUUAGGUUAAAAAUGAUAAAUACAACUGCAUGAGUCUGAUCCAUUUCUUUUCAGUACAUUUUGCUAAACUAUAUAAGCUCCUGUAUUUCUGAAUAACUGCAAAAGAUUCAUUUACCUUCUUCUUGUCCCUGUGUCACUGUUAACAAGACCUAAAUACCUAGAGGUACUCCUAAUGUAUUUGUGCACCAUAGAUACAACAAGGUUUCAAAUGCAAUUAUUGAAAGGCUACUCCUUUCCAAUGUUAUAUAUCCUUCCCAGAAGACCAAAGUGCAAAUUAAGUUUGUAUGAUAACAUUUUCUUCUCGUAAAGACCUAAAGCAAGAUUAUGUUAACCAACAUCAUGCACCAAACCAAUGUCAGGUGCUGAUUUCCAAUACUUCGCACAUCCUAAUACAUGGCAUUAUUUCCAAGUCUUUUAUGUGUCUUUGAAGUCCAUACUACCAAGCCCUUAGAGGUAUCAUAUCAUGCCUACAGCAGACUAUUGACCCCAAGAAUCAGAAGGUGAGAUUAGGGGUUCGUUGAUUGGCCUUGGCAAAUAUAAAAUGCUAAAUAUGUAUACAUAUGCAAAAAUAUUAUCUAUAUGUGAAUGCACAGAAAUCUAGAUUAGCUUUCACUAAUGCUAAAACAUGACCGUCUAAAAGAGAUAAAACAAGUGCCAAUGUAUAUGUCAACCUACCUGUCACAACUAAAGAAUCUAAAAUAAAUUCAUACUGAAUGUUAUUGGAUACCUCAGAAGUAUUUCCUAUGUUUUUUAAGUGUUUAUUCAUCUCAUUUUAGACAUCUCGUUGGCAUCCUAUAUCCAAUGUAUAUAGCAUGCAAAUAUGCGGAUACAAAAUUUUUCAUGACUUUAUACAUAUCACCCACCUCAACAACCUCCCAGGCUAAAAAGAAAUGACAAAUUGAAAGAAAUCAAUCUUUACCAAUUCAUCUUAAGACCAGCAACUAAACUACUGGCUCAGAACAGUUGUUCCAAAGAUCAUUAACCCGUACCUCCUCUAGGAGUCUCCUAUUUUAUUUCAGACCAAAAGAAAACAUCACAACAACUACUUGCUAACUAACUCAUCAAGUUCUUCAAUUAUAUAGAUCCAGAGUUAGGUCUCCCUCAUUCAUAAAUUCAUUCUCAUACCAAACCAGUUUUCCUUUUAUUUUUAUUAAAUCCACUAGAUUUUUUUAAAAAAAAAAAAAAAAAAA